Messenger RNA from Salpingoeca rosetta, 1824 nucleotides. RefSeq lists its product as uncharacterized. The transcript has 5 exons. The record is from RefSeq and is a predicted model, not a curated record. Lineage: Eukaryota; Choanoflagellata; Craspedida; Salpingoecidae. Bases 1 to 1824 code for a protein of 607 amino acids. Gene Ontology annotation, molecular function: sequence-specific DNA binding.
AUGCAGGUGCAGAGCGAACAAGGGCAGGCUGUACGCCAGUACCAGCCACUGUCGCAGCAACAACAGCCACAACCGCCGCACCUGCUGCAGCAGCAACAACACUUUCAGCAGCAGCAACAACAGCAACAACAGCAACAUCCUCAUCACUAUCAGCUGACGUACUACCAGCCACCGAACCCACACACAAGUGGAAGCAACGCCAUGCCGCCCGCCCCGUACUACGUUCCUGGCGGUGCGGUCAUGUCAAGUGCACCAAGCGCGCCGCUUGCAGGACCAGCGUACCCGUAUCCGCAUCAGCGCAUGCCCCCACCAGCUCACGCUUCCAGUACCGCAACCUCUCUCACAUCCCUGGCAGCCGUCGGGCCGCCCCCUCCGCCGCCCCCUCCCCCUCCUGCACCAGCAGUAGCACAGCACCACACCUCUGUCUCUCACACCCUUGUCCGCAACACCACUGCAACGUCAGCCGCCGCUACUCCUGUCACGGAAGCAAACCGCACCACGAUCACGAACGCCGCCAGCAGCAACAAAGGCAGCCGGAGCGCAAGUGCUAGGGACGACGAGGAUGAUGGGGGCGGCAGCGGCAGUGGGAACCGACGGAAGCGAGCAAAGCGGCCACGCACAACCGUGGCUCAGCGACACCACUUGCUCGUGUUGCUGGACCGGGGUGAAAUCACGCCCACGGCGGCUGCGGAGCGCGCUGGCGUCUCCAAGACGGCUGUGUCCAACUGGAUACGCCGCCACCGCCAAGGACAUAUGCCGCUUGUGGACGACGGUAACGCCUCGCGGCAGCGGCAGCGCCCGCCAAAGUAUUCGCUUGUGGAGCCCCGCGUCGUGGCCUUUGUCAACUCUCUGCCCUCAAACCGGCCCAUCAGCUGGUCCCGCGUCCAACAGUAUGCCCAGGAGGUGGCACGUGAGCUGGUGGCGGAGGGCCACAGCGAGUACGCAAGGUUCACGGCAUCGGCCGGAUGGUUCCAGGGGCUGAAGCGACGGUAUAACCUCACGUUCCCAAACACGCGCUCCCACGCAGCCGCAACAGCGGCGAGGGCUGGUGGUGACGGCAGGAGCACGGCAGCCAACGUACACAGCGCGGGCAGUGAUGGUGCUGCGAAGCAGCAUCAACAUCAACAUCAACAUCAGCAACAUCAACAUCAGCAGCAGCAGCAGCAGCAGCACGAGGAGGCGAACGGCAAAGUGGAAGGCAACAGCCAUCAAGGUGUCCCAGCCAACGGUGGCAGCAGCGGCAUGACGGGUGCGGCGAUGGCGACGGUGCGCGAUGGUGGAUAUGAAACCGUCGAUGUGGGCGCAAUUGGAACGCGCGGAAGUGCAAUGCGGCGUGGUGGCGGCGCGGAUGGCAUCGCUGCAGCCGGUGGCAGUGGUGUUGGCAGCCAGCACCGGUGUGGCGGCGGUAGCGACGGUGGUGGUGAUGGUGAUGGCGAUGGUGAUGAUGAUGACGACGACGAGAAGACGAUUGACGUCGCAAACGCGACCGGGCUCCAGGGCCAACAUCACGCGAGUGCCGGACAACCACACGAUGGUGGCGGUGCUGGUGAUGCACACCACGUGUCCCACCUCCACGCUGAGCCAUCAGCUGGGUACGAGGACACUGCUCAGCAGCACGUGCACGUUGAUGGUGACACCACACGCCAUAUUCCGUCCAGCAUCAGCAGCAGCAUCAGCAGCAGCAUCAGCAGCAGCACGCUGCCACUGCCACUGCCACCGCCAUCCCACCCCGUCCAGGAGCACCAGCAACAACAACAGCAACAACAUCAGCAGCAGCAGCAGCAACAUGGUGGUGAGGGCGGUACCGGGGUCGACAAGUGGUGA